Molecule: messenger RNA, 951 nt
Organism: Talaromyces proteolyticus
Lineage: Eukaryota; Fungi; Ascomycota; Eurotiomycetes; Eurotiales; Trichocomaceae
Product: ubiquinone biosynthesis methyltransferase COQ5
Exons: 2
Coding region: 1-951 (316 amino acids)
Biological process (GO): ubiquinone biosynthetic process
Molecular function (GO): methyltransferase activity
Source: RefSeq, a predicted model, not a curated record
AUGGCUUCGAAAUCUGCAUGGCGAAGUCUGCACCACAGCGCCAAACGUCGCAAUGUCCUCUCCACAGCGCCGUAUCGCUGCUUCUCGUGCUCCCUGCGAUCCGCUCAGAACCCGCCGGGCAGACCCGACGACAGCUCGCGAAUGACGCAUUUCGGCUUCGAGACGAUCCCAGAGGGAGAGAAGGAGUCUAAGGUCGGUGCCGUGUUCAGCUCGGUCGCCAGCUCCUACGACACCAUGAACGACCUGAUGUCGCUUGGCAUCCAUCGUCUUUGGAAAGACCACUUCGUCCGAUCGCUCAACCCCGGCUCACCAUUGGCAUCUCGAAGCGGAGACGCGUCCAGCAAGGGUUGGAAUAUUCUUGACAUUGCAGGCGGAUCUGGCGACAUUGCGUUCCGCCUGCUCGACCACGCAACCAACAUCAACAACGACCGCGAGACCCGCGUCACGGUGGCUGAUAUCAACGCCGAUAUGCUGUCCGAGGGCCGCAAACGAAGCAUCGACACUCCUUACUACAACACCAAGCGCCUCUCAUUCAUGGUCGCCAACGCACAGCACAUGCCGUCGGUCCCAGAUAACUCGGUGGAUUUGUACACGGUCUCCUUUGGCAUCCGCAACUUCACGGACAAGCAGGCGGCUCUGCACGAGGCGUACCGGGUGCUGAAGCCCGGCGGCGUGUUUGCGUGCUUGGAGUUUAGCAAAGUAGACAACACGCUUCUCAACGAGGUGUACAAACGAUGGAGCUUUGGUGCGAUCCCGUUGAUUGGGCAGGUGGUUGCGGGCGAUCGCGCCAGCUACCAGUAUCUCGUCGAAAGCAUUGAGCGUUUCCCCAGCCAGGAAGAGUUCAAGGAGAUGAUCCGCACCGCAGGGUUUAUGAUUCCAGGGCGAGGGUUUGAGAAUCUCUCGCUUGGCAUUGCGGCUAUCCACAAGGGCGUCAAGCCGGUUGACGCGUGA